GGAUCACUUUCAAUACGACGCCGUAAAGUGAGUUUACGAAGACACCACUUUCUUCUUCCUCUCGUUGUGGCCGUCGUCGUCCUUCCGCUCCCAGCUGGUAAUUCCUCACCCUUCCAGUUUGCUUCCCUCGUUUUCAACAUUGUGAGUUCGUUUGAGGACACAGAAAUGAGGGAAUUUAUGUGGCUGGUUCUUCUAGCUGGUAGUUUUUGCUACUCUGCGUUUGCUGACCAGAUCUUCCCAGCUCAAUUAGGUGGUACAUUUAGUCGCAACUCUCGUGGGCCAAAAUACAAUAUUGAAUUCCAUCCAGAAGACUCGCCUUACAAUCCGGAUGAUGACCAGGAAUCUGUGUUUAUGCCCAAAAAAAAUGGAAAAAAUUACUUAUGUUACUUGCCUAAGGUGGAGAAAUCCAAGAGUGAAAAGUCAGCUAUUCUACCGAACAUGACUAGCAUGAUUAUGGAAUCUGAGAAGCGGGUUAAAUUGAAGACUCCAGAUGAGCUACUUGAGGCAUUAAAAGAGCAAUGCUUUGUCAGGCAAGAGGGUUGGUGGACAUAUGAAUUUUGUUACCAGAAAACACUACGACAAUUUCAUUUGGAGGAUGAUAAGGUAGUUCAGGAGUUUGUAUUGGGUGUCUUUGAUGCAGAGGAAACCGCUAAGCUCAAUGAGAAUCUCUCUGAUAUAUCUACUUUGAAGGAUCCUCGCUCCAAAGAUGCAUCACAAAGGUAUCAUGCUCAUCAUUACACAAAUGGAACCAUGUGUGAUCUCACAAAUCGACCACGAGAAACUGAGGUUAGAUUUGUUUGCUCGGAGCCAAGAGCGAUGAUUGACUCUAUCACAGAACUAUCAACAUGCAAAUAUGCCCUUACAGUGCGAUGCCCGACGCUUUGCAAGCAUCUGUUAUUCCAGGAAGAGAGACCAGUGUGGUACACCAUUAACUGCAACGUGCUCCCUGAUGAUUACAAGGAUACAGAGUCGAGUGAAGACUUAGAAGACGAGAUUGUCAUGGUUACAGACGUCAAAUACCCAAAAAAUGAAUCCGAAGAGUAAUGUGAAUAUUUAUAUCGUAGAAGUUUUAACAACCAAACUAACCUUACAAAAGAAGCCAUUCCUCUGUAGAUUUGGAUUCUAUUCUCGAAUUCAAAUAUACAGUUGCUAUGGAGAUCAAUCCACCGAUUUUCAGGCCCCACGACGAACAACUCCCAUGUGGAAUUUCAUAUGCUUUGAUCCUAUCUGAAUAUAGGUCAACCUGAAAGCUACUGAUAUGGCAGUCGUUUAUGGGAUUUAUUGUAUUGGACAAUGAUUCAACUUAUUGGAGGGGAAAAGCAGGGAGUUUGAAUUGGUAAACUCAUAGCUUGCUUUUAUUGAGACAUUUACAACACUUCCACAAUAACCACGAUUGAGAGACUAUUAUUUGAGUCAAUAACAUCGUAUGGAUCUCAGAGAGAUCCAAAUUUCUUUUGUUA
Cucurbita maxima (winter squash) is the source of this 1460-nucleotide messenger RNA. RefSeq names its product protein OS-9 homolog. The record is from RefSeq and is a predicted model, not a curated record. Bases 166 to 1044 code for a protein of 292 amino acids. Lineage: Eukaryota; Viridiplantae; Streptophyta; Magnoliopsida; Cucurbitales; Cucurbitaceae. The transcript has 8 exons. Gene Ontology annotation, cellular component: endoplasmic reticulum lumen. Gene Ontology annotation, biological process: retrograde protein transport, ER to cytosol; endoplasmic reticulum unfolded protein response.